AGUAACACAUAUUUGUAUUUCCAAUAAUGUAAAAAAACACAUUCAUAGUUGUUUACUUUUUAUACAGACUUUUAAAGUGGAUUACCAUCGUCGCUCGUGCACGUCUGUUUAUUUUCUUUCCACGUGGACGUGCUGCGCGCGACUCCGCGGUUCCUCGCGGAAGUGACGGCAAGGCGGCGAUGGCGGCUCGCAGUUUCAUUCCGGAUUUCCACUGGACUACAAACUGAUUUGGACCGGGCCGGCUGGACUUUUAGCAACUUCAGUGAAGCUGUCUCUUUUCGGACGCUGUGCAGAGUUUAGUCGCACUGAACCGGUGCUUGUCAACGAGCGGCUCCACCGCUUUUUCGGGGUAUUUUUGUCCAAGGUUCAAGGUGGUCACCCCGUCGAGCUAGCGGUAGCUCCGCGGCUACUUGCUAACGUUAGUUGGCAGACAGCUAGCUCCCGAGCUAGCACAAUUAGCUGCCCACAUUAACGCCUGUGAUCCUUUGGUGUAAAUCGGAAAGAAAGGAAGAGAAGACGAACGACAGUACGAAUGCUGGCUGCCGUCAAACGCCAAAGAAGAAGCAGAAGCAGAAGGAGCCGCAGCAGCGUGCUAAUGUCCAUGCGACAGUAGCCGUCGUGCAGCAGCUUCUCCUUUGCCCACGUCCACGUUUGUCUUUCACAGUGACUGUGAGAAUGCACUUUAUUUAUUAUCGAUAACUGUGCCACAAGUGUGCAGAGCGAGGUACUCACACGUUUGCUUGGCCUCUUGAUGAUCUGAAAGGCUACUGUGGCUAAAGACGGAUUUUGAGUCACUGGUAGGCAAGUUCCCUCUGCAGUUACCCCCCAAACAACUUGGAACUGAGAGUUAAGGUUGAGUGACUGUGGGGUCUGUGCGGGCUCAUCAACAUGCUGAAGACCCGGCAUUGUUUACUUGGCAUCCGCACUUUUCUCGGCAUGACGUCUAGAAUAUGGGGCCUCUUUAUGUACAUCCUCAGGAAGCACCUACGGACGAUAAUCCAGUAUCAGACGGUGCGAUACGACACUCUGCCUCUGUCUCCUAUCUCCAAAAACAGACUCAAUGCAGUAAAGAGGAAGAUUCUGGUUCUGGACCUGGAUGAGACGCUAAUCCACUCUCACCAUGAUGGGGUCCUCAGACCCACAGUGAAAGCGGGAACACCGCCAGACUUCAUUCUGAAGGUUAACCAGCAGCUUCGUCUAAAUGAACUGGGCUCCUCUGUUUCCCUUCCAAUGCAGGUCGUCAUUGAUAAGCACCCAGUCAGAUUCUUUGUACAUAAAAGGCCACACGUUGACUUCUUUUUAGAAGUGGUGAGCCAGUGGUAUGAGCUGGUGGUUUUUACAGCUAGUAUGGAGAUUUAUGGCUCAGCGGUGGCAGACAAACUGGACAACAACAGGAACAUCCUGAGACGCAGAUACUACAGACAGCACUGUACAUUGGAUCUAGGUAGUUAUAUUAAAGACCUGUCUGUAGUACACGAUGACCUGUCUAGUAUUGUCAUCCUGGACAACUCGCCUGGUGCUUAUCGUAACCAUCCAGACAAUGCAAUACCCAUCAAGUCCUGGUUCAGCGACCCUAGUGACACAGCACUUCUUAACUUGCUGCCUAUGCUGGAUGCACUAAGGUUUACUGCUGAUGUCCGCUCCGUCCUCAGUCGAAACCUCCACCAGCACCGACUCUGGUGAUUGGCUGAAUCAAGAGGGGUGGGACUUGUUGACCAGCCUCUUCCUCUCUGCUGGCUUCUUUCCUUCCUGCCCUCCGUUCCCACACAGACGACCCACCGGCCCUCUGUCAGUCCUCUACCAUGUGUUCUGAGGACAUGAGGGUUGGGGUAACCGCCUAACAUGGAAUGAACAGUAUGGGAUCACCAGAGCCCAAAAAAUACUAGAGAGGGAGGGAGAGCCAGCUUCUUCUUUUUUUUUUUUUUCCUUUUUUCUUUUUUUUUUUUUUUGAUUCUUUAUUUGUAAUUUUUUUUCCAAAAUAAAAUGGAGCCUCUCUGCCUUAUAGCUCCUAAUACUGACUGUGUUUGUAUGGAGGCGAGCUUGUGUACGUGAGUCGGAGAAUGCUUGCUGAGUUUGUUCGUCCUUUUUAAACUUUUUGAAGAUUUGGAGGGGGGAGAGGGAUCAGCAUACCAACAAAGACAGUUCUUUAUUAUCAGUUCUUCUCCCGUUCCAUCAUGACCAGACUUGGCACUUCAGCAAACAACUCAUCAAUUUAAUACUUUGACAAAAAUUAAUGAGGUUAAUGAAAAACCACCUGUUUUUUAGAUCAGCGUCACACCCCCAUGUUGAUUCAUUGAUUCCUGAAGGUACAUGUUUUGUUUUGUUUUGUCACCUAACCAAGAAAGGAUCAUCUUACAUGAAGUAUCUGAUGGACAUUUGCUUGGAACAUACCACUCAGGCAUUUUCCUGGACAACUAGCCUAUCAGUUUUUUGUUUUCUCAGCCACAACAUCACUCUUUGCACAAAGCUCCUAAUAGGACUCGGUGAUAAAGAAUUGACUGAAGAAUUGUGAGGAAAAAAAGAACAGCUUCUAUCAAUGUGGACUGCUGUGCAACAUUUCCAUAUCUUAUUUGUUUAUAUAUAAUAAUGUGACAUCUGCAUACCAUGACUCAUUUUGCUCUUUCCCCGUUACUAUUUGACGCCAACCUGAUUUCAUCUAAUAGGAAUUGCACUUAAUUUUUCCCCUUCUGGUUUUGGUUGCAGUUGGUUUUGUAUUUGAUUCAAAUUCGCAGAUUUCCCCUUUCAGUUUUUACCCGCUCCCCUUAAUGUAUGGGUUCAACUAUUAGACCCUAUGUCUUUAAAAUGCCUUCUGAACAAUGUCAGUCUUGUUAAGGCUCACAGUGGCUUCUUAUUGGCUCUGUCUCCAGGUCUGUGUUACUAAUAAAACACUUGUCAGUA
Messenger RNA from Solea solea (common sole), 2898 nucleotides. It is a transcript of the gene ctdnep1a, whose product is annotated as CTD nuclear envelope phosphatase 1a. Gene Ontology annotation, molecular function: protein serine/threonine phosphatase activity. NCBI's taxonomy places the organism in Eukaryota, Metazoa, Chordata, Actinopteri, Pleuronectiformes, Soleidae. The transcript is spliced from 8 exons. Bases 889 to 1683 code for a protein of 264 amino acids. The record is from RefSeq and is a predicted model, not a curated record.